Bufo bufo (common toad) is the source of this 786-nucleotide messenger RNA. It is a transcript of the gene ROPN1L, whose product is annotated as rhophilin associated tail protein 1 like. NCBI's taxonomy places the organism in Eukaryota, Metazoa, Chordata, Amphibia, Anura, Bufonidae. Bases 109 to 768 code for a protein of 219 amino acids. The transcript has a single exon. The record is from RefSeq and is a predicted model, not a curated record.
AGUAACAGAAAGCCGAUCGUCGGGAGUUCGUGCGCCGCGGAUUCGGUGAAGCCGCCUCUAUUGAUCUGGCGACCGGCUGUAAGGAGAUCGGAGCUCGUCCUCGCUGCCAUGCCGCUUCCAGAGCCCAUGUUCUGCGCUCAGCAGAUUAACAUCCCUCCAGAACUUCCCGACCUGCUGAAGGAAUUCACCAAAGCCGCGAUCCGGACCCAGCCUCAGGACGUGCUGCAGUGGUCAGCAGCAUAUUUCAGCACUUUAUCCAAAGGAGAGCCCCUGCCUGUGAAAGAGAGGGUGGAGAUGCCGAUGGCCACCCAGAAGACGGACACUGGACUGACCCCCGGGCUGCUGAGGGUGCUGCACAGACAGCUGGCCGCCGGGGUCAUUGUCCCUGUGGAGGAGGUGGAGCAGAAGUGGAAGGAUCUGUGCCUACCACAAGCCCAGCUGCUUAGCAUCCUGCAGCUGGACCAUCAGGGCAGAGAAGUGGAGUGGAUGAAGUUCCUGGCCCUGGCCUGCAGUGCCCUGGGGGGCAGCAUCACCACAGCACUGAAGUAUGCAUGUGAGAUACUGACCGAGGACCCGGAGGGGGGCGCCGCACGCAUCCCCCUCCAGACAUUUGUAUUCCUCUACAAGUACCUGGCCCAGGUGGAUGGAGAUAUCUCAGACACCACCAUACAAGAAGUGCUCGGCGCCCUGCAGGAGGAGGCGGGCAAACAGGGCGGCAUGAUCCAGCCCAGGAACUUCCUCAGUCCUCAGUGUCCGCCUCUGUCCUAGAGAAGUGGGAAUGGUGGU